AGGCAGAAACGAUCUUCUCCUCGUGAAAGAACGGUUGGCCUCUCGUGGUUGAGCUGUCCCUGCGCAUGGCGAUAACGUCAUCUGGGCCCUACCACGCCAAUCAGGGCAGCAGAAUCGAGCUGGCUCCCAUGUCACUAGCUCACAACAACAACACCACCACCACCAGCAGACGCAGCAACAAAGGAAGGGGUAUUGUUGCUUUGGCUUGAAAUGUCAGGAAGGAAUCAGAUCUUAAGCAGCAGUCACCAUCAUGGUUGACAGGUUGAAUGAGAUCAAAUGCCAGAGCUAGAUGGCAACAGCCUCUCCUUCCGUGAUGGACAAAUGGACAUGGACAGGACGGUGGUCGUCAUGCAUCACGCAUUCAUGCAUCUAGGCCGGUCAGCAACCACAGUCACAUCUCUUCUCAUCAUGUUGAAGCUGGUACAGUCUACAGUGUGCGAAUGCUACUGAUCUGACUGUGCCAAACAGCCAAAGCCAGAAGGAAAGUUAGUGUUGUCAGCUAGUGAGAUUUACAUUGGGCCGUGUUAUUAGCAACAUGUCCCUGGUUUCCUCCAUGGGCCUGGCACUGGAAGCCCAUGGAUAAUGGGCCGUCUGUCACUAAUGGCUGAGAAAGGACUAUUGAUGAUUAUUGCCUCUUGCCCUCUCAAAAGAAAAAAGGAUUGCCACUUUGCACUUGCUAGUGUGUCAGUCUCUCUUUCUUCCUUGGCUUCAUCAUGCAUGCCUCCAUUAUAUAUAUAGAGUAAACCCCUUAAGCUUUGAUAAAAGAAGCCAGCACGGAAAGCCUAAAGCCUCACUUAUUUAGCCUCCAGUAGUACCCUCUUUCUUCAGUGCUCAAAGCCUCAAAGCUCUCACUCUACACUCCAUUGCCCUUCUUGCCUUGGUUGCAUUCUUCUGAGCUAGCUGGCUGCUUAGAACAUAAACCAAGAACACAGCUACACAGGAGCAACCCUUCUCACUCAUCAGCUGCAUAGUAGCAGUAUACAUGGGGUUCCAAGAGGUGAAGAAGCUGCUGCAUAAUCAGCAUCGCCGCCAUGACACGCGUGUGGCAGUGGAAGACCACAGCCAAGCAGACGGCACCAAGGUCUGGGUCCUGGGUCUGUCCGGGAUCGGCGGGAUCGCCCUGCCGCUGCAGCAGCUCAAGCCCGUCAAGACCAGCCGCCGGCGGCACGACGCCAGCGAGGAGGAGCGUGACGCCGGCGGGGAAGACGGAGAGGAAGAAGAGCCCGUGACUCCGAGGGGGGAAGGGUGGAGGAUACCGGCGGAGGCGACGACGUGCCCGCCGGCGCCCAAGAAGCCCAGGACGGCGGUGUCGAUCAUCAGGAGCGGCGCGGGUCGCCGGUGCAACUGCGACGGCGGGGAGGUGCUCGACGAGUUCUUCCGCGUGCCGGCGGAUUUGGAGGCCGUCUUUGUCAGCCGAGCUGCCAAGGCGAAUUAGCGACCUGCGCCGGCCUCACGCGCGUGUCAUUGUGAUGCUUGAGUUCAAGCAGUGAUCGGAGGGCUCCAGCAAGAGUGAUGCAACGCAUCUGCUGGUGACUCAUUGGUGGGUGCGUGAGUGAGAGUGAUAGAGUGAGUGCAGCUGUACAAAUUCUCUUGUGGCACAUGUUAAUGUGAGUCUUAAUUUUGUGAAA
Messenger RNA from Panicum hallii, 1628 nucleotides. RefSeq lists its product as uncharacterized. The record is from RefSeq and is a predicted model, not a curated record. The coding region runs from base 983 to 1435 and encodes 150 amino acids. NCBI's taxonomy places the organism in Eukaryota, Viridiplantae, Streptophyta, Magnoliopsida, Poales, Poaceae. The transcript is spliced from 3 exons.